AUGGAGACGAAGCAACUCCUUCGACAUCUUCUCCGUCAGGCCAGUGUUCUCUAUGAUGACGUAGCACGGAUAUACAUUACUCGUUAUAUCGUACAACGUUUCCGAGUAAAUCUCACGGCAGACUCAUGGCGUCGAACGAAGCUGCUCAAAGAGGGGCGGCGUGGACUCUCUGUGCUCAUUCGUGCAAACGCUGGUGAUCCUAAACCAUUGACAAAAAUCCUGGAGAUGAGCUAUGGGCGAACCGGAAGGAGAAAACAUGAGCUUCUAGAGCCCAUUUUAAAACAAGACCCAGAAAUUGAACCGGAGCCCCUCAUACCCGAUGAGCCCCGCAGCAAACCGCCAGCUAUCUCAGCUGCACUACGAGUAUUACUAUCCUCCCAAUAUAACAGAAACAUCUCCUCCAAAGUCGUACCCCAACUACCUGAAACGAAUAUCUGGGGCCGUCCACUACCCAUACGUCGAAAGGUCAAUAUGCUCCAUAGGCAUCACUCAAACCUCCUUGCAAAGGUCCUCCCCCCCCUCAGCGAAUACCACAUGGAACGUCUCGAACGUCUUGUAAGUGGCUUGGAGAACCCAAAGCCCCCCAAAAGAAGAGCCUUUACAGCACUACCUUUGCCGGAAGGCACGAAAGUGCACAAUCUGACGCCAAGGUUCCGGAAAAGGAUGUGGAAGAAGAUACUUGCACAAAGCUCAACAUUAAGCCUAGACGGAGAGAAGAACAGAUGGAUUGUUAAAUACUCGCCAUUGACGGAGAAGCCUAAAGUAACUGUUGGAAAAUUGGAAGACUUUGAAGGGUUGAUUGUCGAGAAAAGUACCCAGCAACAAAGAGGGGGGAGGAAUGGUAAAUACGAAAUGACUGGUGAGGAAGCGCUUCUUUGA
Morchella sextelata is the source of this 879-nucleotide messenger RNA. RefSeq lists its product as uncharacterized. Lineage: Eukaryota; Fungi; Ascomycota; Pezizomycetes; Pezizales; Morchellaceae. The transcript is spliced from 2 exons. The record is from RefSeq and is a predicted model, not a curated record. The coding region runs from base 1 to 879 and encodes 292 amino acids.